CACGAGUAAAUUUGGCGCACAUCAAUUGUCAACACAAAUGUCCAUGAGCUAGCAAGUCAGCGGCCGGUGGGAAUGUUUUGUGAGGGGUUUUUACUUUCCUUAAUGUAUUUUUGCACGUUUUCUUUAAAUGAUAAUAAAUCUUAUUGUAAAUCCAAGUGAGCUUUUUCCUACAUAAAACUGCCUCUGCGUUUUAAAUGAUAAGAGACUCGCUAAUCAGGACAGGGGCUCUUCAGUAGGGUCGCGUUGUGGAGAAUCGGUGAUUGUAUUUAAUAUAUAAACCCUGUUCUUUAGGAAGCAAAGAUUUACUCUGUUAAAACGAAGCACGUUAACUGAAACGCUGCUAUGGAUUUUAGCUGACAAUGAUCAACCUUCUGUAACUCAACCCCACUGAUCUGAUCAGCCAUCUCCACUUUCCUAACGUGAUUAUGGCAACUCUUACAAGACAGGACCUGAACUUCGGUCAAGUGGUCGCUGAUGUCCUGUGUGAGUUUCUGGAAGUGGCCAUUCACCUUAUUUUGUAUGUCAGAGAAGUGUAUCCAUCCGGUAUUUUCCAAAAGAGGAAGAAAUACAAUGUACCUGUUCAGAUGUCCUGUCACCCUGAGCUGAAUCAGUACAUCCAAGACACACUCCAGUGUGUUAAGCCACUUAUUGAGAAGAAUGAGGCAGAGAAAGUGGUGGUGGUCAUCAUGGAUAAAGAGCACCAUCCAGUGGAGAGAUUCGUGUUUGAGAUUUCCCAGCCUCCUUUGCUGUCUAUCAGUUCUGACACCCUGUUGUCUCAUGUGGAGCAGCUGCUGAGAGCUGUGAUCCUGAAGAUCAGUGUGUGUGAUGCUGUUUUAGACAACAACCCUCCAGGAUGCACAUUCACAGUUCUGGUUCACACUAGAGAAUCUGCCUCUAGAAACAUGGAGAAAGUCCAGGUGAUCAAGGACUUUCCUUGGAUUGUAGCAGAUGAGCAAGAAGUCAUCAUGCAGGAGCCCAGACUUAUUCCUCUGAAAACGAUGACCUCAGACAUAGUAAAGAUGCAACUUUAUGUAGAGGAACGUGCACACAAGGGACAGCAAAACGUACCAUGAAAAGUAAUACACCUAAUAAAAAGUUCUCUCUUUGUUUAAUACUAAGCCUUAUUUCUGUUUUUCUAACUAUAGACCUCUACAGCUCUUUCAACCGAUUCUAUUUUUGACAUUUCCUGUUUCAAAACCACAAUCAUAUCAGGGUACUUACCUUGAUACACAUUUUAAGCACGUAUGUAUGGAUUAACAGAAAUCAUUAAAUUCUUCAUGUCAAGAACUCUUGCCACUUCUCUUUGAGGGGGAAAAAAAAAAUUGUGUGUAAUUAACUUGAGCUGUUACGUUUGCACUUUGUGUUGGAAGUUAAAAUGUAUUUAAAAUAAAAAAAAAAGGUGUGCGCACCCACGUUUUUAACCAGGUUUGGCCUGAAAGUUCACUUGAAGUGAAAUAUGUACGUUUUCCAAAUGUAUUAAUAAAAUAUUUUAUACCUCCA
Molecule: messenger RNA, 1500 nt
Organism: Silurus meridionalis
Lineage: Eukaryota; Metazoa; Chordata; Actinopteri; Siluriformes; Siluridae
Gene: mad2l2
Product: mitotic arrest deficient 2 like 2
Exons: 8
Coding region: 426-1073 (215 amino acids)
Cellular component (GO): zeta DNA polymerase complex
Source: RefSeq, a predicted model, not a curated record